AUGUUGACGAACAUCAUCUCGAAGUUGUGUGGUCAUUGCAAAAACCUUGCUCCUGCUUAUGAAAAGGUUGCAAUGGCAUUUAAAAUGGAUAAAGAUGUAGUUGUUGCUAGUCUUGAAACUGACAAGCACAAGGAUCUUGCAGAAAAGUAUGGUGUAAGUGGUUAUCCUACAUUGAAGUUCUUCCCAACAAACAACAAAGCUGGGGAAGAUUAUCACGGUGGCCGAGAUUUAGACAACUUUGUCAAAUUCAUCAAUGAGAAAUGUGGUACUAGUCGUGAUGGAAAAGGACAACUUACUUCCAAAGCUGGUAUAGUUGCAGCUUUGGAUAACCUGGUGAAGGAGUUUGUAAGUGCUACUGAUGAUGAGAAGAAAGCAAUAUUUGCCCGGAUGGAGGAGGAAGCUGAGAAGCUCAAUGGAGACAGUACUUCUGAAAUCCAAUUUGCUCUGCCAAGAGCUGCAUGGAUAAAAGGUGCAGAUUAUGUAAAGAAUGAAAUUCAACAGCUGGAACGCAUGCUUGCCAGGGUAAACCUCAACUUUUCUUGUCUAUUAUUGAUUGUUUUCAUCACUUAG
Messenger RNA from Ilex paraguariensis (yerba mate), 570 nucleotides. The record is from the annotation of a GenBank genome assembly. Lineage: Eukaryota; Viridiplantae; Streptophyta; Magnoliopsida; Aquifoliales; Aquifoliaceae.